Molecule: messenger RNA, 1707 nt
Organism: Malassezia japonica
Lineage: Eukaryota; Fungi; Basidiomycota; Malasseziomycetes; Malasseziales; Malasseziaceae
Exons: 1
Coding region: 1-1707 (568 amino acids)
Biological process (GO): mRNA splicing, via spliceosome
Cellular component (GO): catalytic step 2 spliceosome
Molecular function (GO): protein binding; mRNA binding
Source: RefSeq, a predicted model, not a curated record
AUGGAGGCGCUCGCCGCGUACGGAUCGGAGAGCGACGAGGAGCGGCGGCUCAGCGACGAGGAGAGCGAGGACGAGGUACCUCGGCACGAUGCGUUCGGUCUGGAGAGUACGGAAGGCCGUGCGCCGCGCGAGGCGGCGUCCGCGCUCGUGGUCCGGGACGUGGCGCCGGCUGUAGAGGAGGAGGAAGCGGCGCCCGCCGCGCCCGCGGCCGACCCCAACGUGCGCCAGACGCGCACGGGUGCGGUGGAAGAGACGACCAUGUCCGACUUUGACUUUCGCAACCAGCAGCGCACGUUUGAGAUGAUGGGGUACGCGCGCAAUCCGAGCACGUUUGCCGCCGCGUCGCAAGGCGCGCAUGCGUUUGUCGGCGACCGCCAUGCGGCGCAGGAGAUGGGCGGUGCAACGAUGGCCGAGCUGCGUGGUGGCAAUGCCGAGACGCGGCGCGCGGCGCGUGCGCUCAAGAAGCGCCGCAAGGCGAACGGCGACGCGUCGAUUGUCGACGGCGCCGGCGCGUACCAAGGCCCGUGGGCGGCGUGGGAAGAGGAGCACGUCGUUGCGCUGCCCAAAGGGCAGCUCGGUCCGACCAAGGAGGAGAUCACUGCGGCCGAGACGGGGGCCGUGCAGCGCCAGCAAGAGCACAAGAAGCUCGAGCGCCGCCGCGAGAUCGACGAGAUGCGCGGCACGGAAAAGAGCAUCUUUCACGGAGAGUCGAUGUACGACUACCAGGGGCGGACGUACAUGCACAUCCCCACCGAUGCCGGCACGAACCUGCGUGGCGAGCCCGGCUCGCAGCAGUGCUUUAUACCCCAGACCUGCAUCCAUACGUUUACCGGGCAUACCAAGGCGGUGCACGCGGUGCGCCUCUUUCCCCAGAGUGGACAUCUCGUGCUGAGUGGCAGUAUGGAUACAAAGGUGAAGCUGUGGGACGUGUACCACCAAGGCAACUGCCUGCGCACUUUUCUCGGCCACGCAAAAGGCGUGCGCGACGUGCGUUUCAACAACGACGGCAGCCAGUUUUUGUCGUCUGGCUACGACAACAUGAUCAAGCUGUGGGACACCGAGACGGGUGCCUGUCUGCAAACCUACCCCCUGGACGGCGUCGGGAACUGUGUCGUCUUCUACCCGGAGCAGGACGACAUUUUUCUCACCGGCACGAGCGACAAAAAGAUUCUGCAGUACGACCUGCGCAGCAAGGAGCUCGUGCAAGAGUACAACCAGCAUCAAGGCGCGGUCAACACGAUCACGUUUGUCGACGAGAACCGGCGCUUCCUCUCGACGUCGGACGACAAGUCGAUGCGCGCGUGGGACUUUGACAUUCCGGUGGUGACCAAGUACAUUGCCGACCCCCACAUGCACUCGAUCCCGUCGGUGGCGCUGCAUCCCGACGAAAAGUGGCUCGCGUGCCAGUCGAUGGACAACCAGAUUCUCGUGUACAACGCAGACACGUACAAGCAGAGCCAGCGCCGCGCCUUUAAAGGGCACAGCGUCGCGGGCUUUGCGUGCCAGGUCGCCUUCAGCCCCGACGGCCGCUUCCUUUCGUCGGGCGACAGCCAGGGCAACCUCGUGUUUUGGGACUGGAAGACGGGCGGGCUGAUCAAGCGGCUCCCGGCGCACAAGGACGCAAUGAUGUCCCACGCCUGGCUGCCGCACGAGACGUCCAAGGUGAUUACCGGCGCCUGGGACGGCCUGCUGAAGCUCUGGACAUAG